CGAGGUCACCAAUGGUGUUUAACCGGAAGUGGUGAUUGUGUAGUGUUUUCUUGCUUCUCUGUUUUGUUUCCAUUGUUUUUAAAAGAUCAAAUAUAUCAUCGGAACAGUCUCCGGAAGAUUAGAUAUGAUGCGGGAGGAUGGACGUUGAUGGGGACGUAGAUCAGCAGCUGCUGCAGCAGUUUAGCUCGCUUGGAACAACCGACAAAGAUGUUCUAAUCGCAGAGUUCCAGAAACUCCUUGGCCAUCAGCUGAAUCCUGCAGGAUGUGCCUUCUUCCUUGACAUGAACAAUUGGAAUCUACAGGCAGCAAUAUGUGCUUACUACGAUUUUGAGAUGCCAAAGCUGAAGCUUCCAGGAAUGGCAUUCAUUAGCGAUGUCACGAUAGGAGAAGGGGAGGCUGUUCCACCAAAUACGGGUUUUCUAAAAACCUGGCGCAUAAAGAAUACAGGUAGCGAGUCGUGGCCGCCGGGUUGUUGCCUCCGCUACACUCAGGGUGAGCAGUUGGGGUCACGCGAUCGCACGAUGGUCGGCCCGCUCGCUCCCCAACAGUGCGCCGACGUCAGCGUCGAGAUGGUGAGUCCUGCACAGCCCGGCAUCUACCAGGGGCAGUGGCGCAUGAGCUCUCCCACGGGAAUGUUUUUUGGAGAGGUGAUCUGGGUGAUAGUUAGUGUGGAGGAAGAUGGAAUGCUAGGGGUUACACAACAACUCAGCUCCUUGUCACCAGGUGGUGAGCAGCAUACACUGCACACAGAAGAGCACAGACAUCCUGAUAGGAAUCCAUUUGAGACUCCACAGCAGCAGGAUCGGUCGCACAUACAGAGCAUGAAUGGAUUUUCACCUACGCAGGCGAGUUCGUUCGAUUCUCCACAGUCACACACGCAAGAGUGGACAUUGUCACCGUCCCCUGUCAGAACUUCUCAUGAGCAGCAGCUUCACAUUCCGACGAGUGGACAUCUUGGUGCAGGGUUUGAGUCGCGAGGAGAACAGAGUAUGAACGAUGAUGAUGUCACCUGACCUAUUAUCACAGCUGAUGUGAUGCAUGAAUACUGACAUGCGUGUGUAUGUGCGUGCGUGUGCGUGUGCGUGCGUGUGCGUGCGCGUGCGUGUGCAUGUGCGCAUGUAUGUGUGCGUGUGUGCGUGUGCGUGUAUGUGUGUGUGUGUCUGUGUGUGUGUGUGUGUGUGUGUGCGUGCAUACAUAGGAUUGUGCGUGCAUGUGUGUGAAACUGAAUGACAGUUGUAUAACUGAUGUUUUCUUUGUGGUUUCCUCGAAUUUUGUAAUUAAACGGACUGUUAUUAAUCUCUAUGAGUAGUAGUAUGCAAUUAUAAUGACACACAAUGUCAUGUAGACGUAGUCCCUCUCUGGGCUUUCAUGUUAGCGAAAUGGAAGUUUUUCUAUAUUUUGUGUGCGUGCAUGUGUAGACGUGUGUGUUAGGGGUGGGAGUAUAGCAGAUGUUUUAACCUGGCUCAUUUACGCAGUUUUUUAACUCUGCUGUGUGAUUGAUGAAGUUUCAUUCAUAACAUUGAUAUUUGUUUGCACUGAUAUACAGAAAGGUUUCUGAAGCCUUUGGUCAGAUUCAUUUACUACUUAUUAAAGGUGGUAGGAAUGUUGAUCCAUUAGCUAGCAGCUUGCUCUGAUUUAGAGCAGAGUACAACACUGUGGUAGUUAAGCUGUACUGACUCCUUAACAAAAUUCAGCGUUAUAAGUGCACAUCGAAGUUAGGCUUUGGUAAAGUUCCGCAUAACUUGAGGUCGUUUGCUAAAUUCUGCGAUUUUUUCGAAAGUCGAAUUCUAAGACUGCAUAUCUUUCAUAUUUUGUUGUUGUUGAGUGAGCGAGUGGUGUGAGUGAAGGUGCGGUUUGUUUGCAGCAUAUAUUGUGUAUUAGAGGUAUACUGUGAGUGUGGAUGUGGUUGUACGGGAGAUUUGUGCACAGGUAUAACAUGGGGAUAUGUCGAAUGUCCCUCACCGGGUGAAAUUAUUAUUUUGUGUGAAGGUUUUCUAUUGAUGCUAUAUUUUUACGACAAUGCAACGCUGCAAGCUGCUGCUGCUGCUGUUUUACUCUGGCGCUCGACGUCAAUGAGCGAAAGUUUGACAUGUCGCGUGAUGGGAGGGAGGCGAAGGUUGCCGUGAGGUUGUAUAUCUGAUGUUCUGUUGUUUGAGAUGCUCCACGCGACAUUGUGGCAGUGACAUUGGCCGCUAGCUUGCUCAGGUCAAACAUACACCACACCAGUGUCCUCUAUACAUACCGGACUACUCAAGGUUGUGUCAGGGUUAAAUGAACGAGUGAAAUGUUCAUUUACUCCUAGUUACGUGUGUGUUUACCUUCACUUCAUACCGAUAGACUGGCGUUUUGUGCGAAACUGCUAUAUGGGGUAACGACAGUGAAAAUUGUGGGAAAGCGUGUGUCAGGUGCUCUCUUGCCAUGCUAAUGUGUAAUUACAAGUCGUGAGAUUCUUGUCCAGAGCCGAAUGAUUUUGAAUUCAAGUAUCAUUUUUAGAUGAAGAGCGCGUGCUGGUGAUUGUACACGUACGCGCAUGCGUACGUGCAUGUGUGACUGCCUGUGUGCGUGUGCGUGCAUGUUUGUGUGUUUGGAGGUGCGUGUUAGCGGGAGUCAGUACGUGUGUGUAUGCGUGUGAAUCGGCUGUCGAUUUUUAAUUGGCUGUUGGAAUUGGACGGUAUAUAAUAAAGACUGUAUUACAAA
Messenger RNA from Priapulus caudatus, 2697 nucleotides. RefSeq lists its product as uncharacterized. The transcript has 7 exons. Gene Ontology annotation, biological process: macroautophagy. Gene Ontology annotation, cellular component: phagophore assembly site. Gene Ontology annotation, molecular function: ubiquitin binding. Lineage: Eukaryota; Metazoa; Priapulida; Priapulimorpha; Priapulimorphida; Priapulidae. The coding region runs from base 138 to 1013 and encodes 291 amino acids. The record is from RefSeq and is a predicted model, not a curated record.